CGCUCCCCUCUUUUCCCAAACGUCAAAAUCUCGUUGUCGCGGACGGUCGUUUGUGUUCGCGUCGUCAGUUCGCGUUAUUUCGUAAGCCUUCUUGGUUACAAGCGUCAAUUUUACAGUGACAUCAGUAAAAUUUGGAUAGUUUGUGUGUUCAGUGAUAUUUAUAACAAUUAAAUAGCACGAGAAGAUGUCUUUCAAUACUGACAUAUCGACGAAAUUAGAAAAUAGCAGGAACACACUGCGCAAGAUAGCUCGGAAUGAUAACACAGAGUUUUCAAAACAGAGCAUCCUCAAUGACAUGGAGAGAUUUGUCAAAAUGGUAAACACCAUGGACGAGACUGUGCUAGUGCCCAGCCGCCUGAUGAACCUUCCCCAGGAGGGGGACGAUGACCCAUUCAGCAUGUUCGCUAUGCUGAAUGACCUGAAGACUGAGUUGCUGUGGGCUGGUGAUUCUGAUGAGCAAGUGGAGCGUGGGAACAGGAGGGUUUCUGAUAUAAGUGAUACAGAAAGUGAUGCGUCAAGUGCUGCGGGUGAUUCUGGGAUCGAGGGCGAGGAUGAGAGGGAGUCGACUGCCCGUGCUGCCGCAGCGUGCCGGCGUCAUCUGAGAGGACUGAGGCGGUCACUCCGCGCGCUCACCGCCGCCGCUGCGCACCUAACGAGGUCGUAUCAAGAAGAGGUCGGUGCGCCGGUGUAGGAUAAGCAUGUAUUCCUGUGAUUCAUUGAAGUCUGUCCCGCACGUGUACAUAUAGGUUAAGCGGCCCGUUGUAAAUAUAGGCUAAUGGGCUGGUCGUGUAUGGGAAUUUCAGUAAGUUAAAUGCGGUUAUUUAAUAAAAUUAAUUUUCAUUA
Molecule: messenger RNA, 843 nt
Organism: Plodia interpunctella (Indianmeal moth)
Lineage: Eukaryota; Metazoa; Arthropoda; Insecta; Lepidoptera; Pyralidae
Exons: 2
Coding region: 185-691 (168 amino acids)
Biological process (GO): regulation of lipid biosynthetic process
Cellular component (GO): cytosol
Source: RefSeq, a predicted model, not a curated record